Messenger RNA from Petromyzon marinus (sea lamprey), 1490 nucleotides. RefSeq names its product MYC associated factor X (gene MAX). Gene Ontology annotation, cellular component: RNA polymerase II transcription regulator complex. Gene Ontology annotation, molecular function: DNA-binding transcription factor activity; protein dimerization activity. Lineage: Eukaryota; Metazoa; Chordata; Hyperoartia; Petromyzontiformes; Petromyzontidae. The record is from RefSeq and is a predicted model, not a curated record. Gene Ontology annotation, biological process: positive regulation of transcription by RNA polymerase II.
GAGUAAACAACAAGAAGAAGUACCACCGCUACUACUGCUGCCGCUCGCGUUCGAGCAGCUCCAGCAGCCACGGCCUCCCACACGCGCCGCGCCUACGAUGAGCGACAAUGACGACAUCGAAGUGGAGUCGGAUGCGGACAAGCGUGCCCACCACAAUGCCCUGGAGCGCAAGCGGAGAGACCACAUCAAGGACAGCUUCCACAGCCUCAGGGACUCGGUGCCCUCGCUGCAGGGAGAGAAGGUUUGCUCGCACGCAGGAUCGCUUGGGGGCCGCCGGUCGGGGGGGGUCGGCAGUCAGGCGUCCCGUGCGCAAAUCCUCAACAAAGCAACGGAGUACAUCCAGUACAUGAGACGGAAAAACCACGCCCACCAGCAGGACAUCGACGACCUCAAGAGACAGAACAACCUCCUUGAGCAGCAGGUUUCUCAGUUCCCCAAGAAGCUCCCAGCACGUGGAGUGAAACGUCGGACAUCGUGCCAAACAAUGCACGGAGCAACCCAAACACGUAUCGGAGAGAAGGUGCGCGUGCUUGAGAAGGUGAAGGCCUCGCAGUCGACCACGUUCCCGGCCUCCUCCGCAACCGGCGACGGCGCGCGCUUCACCAACUCCAAGGGCGGCACCGUCUCCGCCUUUGACGGCGGCUCCGGCUCCAGCUCCGAGUCCGAGGGGGAGGUGCCGCAGGCCGCCACCGCCUGAGCCCCGAGCGACCCCCCCCGACCUCCGCGACCUCCGCGACCGACCCACCACCGCGACCACUCGCUGCCGCCGGGCAAGCAUCAUCCUGACGCGGCGUCUCUGCGUCGGGGGUUGCCCCGCGGCCGCCAGUCCCGAAGCCCCGACGAUCGCUUUUUUUUUGCCUCCGGCACGGCGGCACCCGCUCCCUCUACCCGUCGACCCGCGCUGGACCAAUGCGGGCCGGGUCCGGUCGGUUGGUUUGGCGGUCAGAGCGAUUCGGUUUUGCACGCGUGGACGACGGCCGUCGGGAUUCGUGCGACGUUAACGCAGACGCCCGACGCCCGCUGUAAAAGCGGUCCCGCUAUUCAGAACGCCGCGAAUGUGGGGGGUGAACGAUACCUGCGACUUGACCCUCCUUGCGUUCCUACAUUUACGCAGGUCUGCCUUACGAAGGAGUACACGACCCCUCAUGCCCCUUUUUCACCGACACGUCCAAGCGGAGGCAGCACAGAGCCAAUCACCGUACGGUGGAUUUCCACCGGCUGCUUAUCAAGCCAAGCCAGAACCAAACUCUGCUACACUGCCUCUCAUGAACCAUCUGAAUCUGGCUCAGGACUGGGCAGGGCUAGGGGCUAAUGACACAUUCAAUGCAUCUAACAUCAAGCCUAAAUUUGAUUAAUUGCAAGUUUGUAUGUGAGAGUGUGUAUCUACGUGUUGUAUGGGGAGCAGUAGUGUAGUGGUUGGCGCGAUGUGCUAUGAACCUGGCGACCAAAGUUCGAUGCCCGCUCACGGCCAACACCAGUGACAAUUAUCU